Molecule: messenger RNA, 1777 nt
Organism: Centruroides sculpturatus (bark scorpion)
Lineage: Eukaryota; Metazoa; Arthropoda; Arachnida; Scorpiones; Buthidae
Exons: 1
Coding region: 116-1453 (445 amino acids)
Molecular function (GO): zinc ion binding
Source: RefSeq, a predicted model, not a curated record
CUUGCCUACCCCAAAUGAAAAUUAAUGAGAAACCAUAUUAUAUUUGUAUUAAGGUAUUUUUUACAUUUAAAUAAUUUUAUAUGUCAGCAUAACAUCUCUGCAAUGAACAAACAGGAUGAUUUGCAUGACAACAAAACAACAUUGUAUAUCACUGCUUUUAUUAAGCUAUAUACUGUUGAAUUUUUCUUUAAUAAAAAUAUUUCAUAUCAUGCUUUAUGAAUUAUUUUUAAUACAAAUUAAUUUUCAGUUAUCAGCAGAUAGAAAAAUAAUUACAGCAACGUGUAAGUGCAAGGCAGGUAUCCACGGUCAGUGCAAACAUGUAGCAGCUACGAUUUUUGCUUUAAAUAAUUAUAAAGACGAAAGCGUUACCAGUGGAAAACAACAAUGGGGAAUUCCACAACAUAAGAAGAUAUACACAUCAGGUGGAUGUUGCCUUAGUAAUUGUGUAACUCCAAAAAAAAUAAAAAUACCAACAUCAUUAUCAUCAAAUGAACCAUUUUCGUUAUAUCAAAAAGUAAAACACAUUAAUUGUGCUCUUUCUUCAAUGUUAAGAGUUGAAUUUGAUGAAGAAACACAGUGUCAAGUGCUACUAUCUGAUUUAAUCGACACAGUUCAUGAACAAUGUGAGGAAUUAGAUUUAAAAUCUUUAAUUACACAAUUAUUUGAAAGUAAACAUAUAGAUUGUUAUAAAAUUGUUGAAAACCUUCCUACAAAAAUAAAACUAAAGAAACUUAAUUCAUUUACAAAUGUUAACAUUUCACAAAAAUUGUUAAAAUUUUAUAACGAUAAUGUGAUUGUCACACUUCAAAAAAUUAUUCAAAUAGCAUUUCUCACGAGAAAACAAAGCACAUGUUCAGACUGGUUCAUUUACAAACGAUACAGAUUAAGCAGCUCUAUGGCUCAUUCUGUAAAAACAAGAAAAAACAAUUUUGAAAAAUUGGCUUUUAGAUUUUUAAAUAAUACAUUUAAAGGAACAAUUGCAACUGAUUACGGAAUUAAAAUGGAGCAAAUUGCAAAAAAUUCGUUUUCGCUUAAAAAAAAUAUUAGAAUAAUUGAUGCAGGAGUUAUCAUUUGUAAUGAAGCUCCCUGGAUUUGUGCAAGCCCUGAUGGUAUAUGUAAAAAAGGAAAUAAAAUAAGCUUACUUGAAAUUAAAUGCCCUUACACGUGUAAGGAUAAAAAAAUUGUUGAUUUCAAGACAAAUGAGAUAUUUGUAAAAUAUUUAGAGUUUAAAAAUUCUAAACUUUAUUUAAAAGAAAAUAGCAGGUAUUAUACACAAAUUCAAUUAGCUUUAUAUGUAACAAAUAUUAAAUUUUCUUAUUUAUUUAUCUAUAGUGAUGUACAAAAUGUAAUACUUAAAGUGAAAAAAAAUGAGACAUUCAUUUAUUCACUAUUAGAGAAGAUGCAAAUGUUCUACUUUAAUUAUUAUUUACCUGCAAUUGUAAAUAGUAUUUAAGUAUUAAGUGUAAAUAGUAUUAAGUUUUAUAGUGUUUUCACAAUAAAAAAAUUUCACUCAUUUAUAAUUGGUGGCUGCAGAUUUACUAAUACUACACAAACAAACAUUAUUUUAUCUACAUAUGGAAGAAGUGAAAUGGGUAAUCUACGGUUCAAUAUUUCAAAAAUUUUAAUUCUACCAAUGGCUCUCUCAACGUGAAUUCUUACACGAGCAAUUUUGUAUGUUUCGUCCAUUUCAUUACCACUAAACUGCUUUUGAUUUGGUUUUGAAAAAGGAGGCAUAAUUAAAAUAGAAUUUUUAUUUUCGACAGCCAAUUUAAUUUCA